AGAUGGAUAGAUAGAUAGAUGCUAAAAAUAAAAUUCACCUUCCUCUUCCCCUUCUCGCCUUCCUCUUACCGUCUGGCUUUCCCCCGCUCCCCUUCCUUCCUUCCUUCCUUCUGCAGAAAGAUUUAGGGGAAUUUAGAUUAGGUUGCCAUUCAUUCAUUCAUUCAUUCAUUCCUCAGGGUCAGGAGGCAUAGAUAAGCUAUUAAUUAAUUAAUUAAUUAAUUAAUAUUAUUAUGGCGACGAGUCGACGACACAUGGGGACCUUCAAUUCCUCUUCCGAGUCCUAGUCCUCCUCCCUCCUCCUCCUCCUCCUCCCCGUGGUUAAUAGAACUCUCUCAUUUUCUCCCAUCUGCUUGCCCUUUGAAUUAAGAUCUCAUCUCAUCUCAGGGAAUGGAUCCUUAGGGUUCUUCUGGACUUAUCCUGCCUAAUUCCCCCUGCUCUCCGUCCGUCCGUCCGUCCGUAUGCAUGUGUGCUCCUCAGUUUUGAGAGGCUUGGAUGGAGAGAGACCCCGAACAACGCCGCUCCCCCUUUCAUGGCCAUGUCGAAGAUCGCACCCCAACCAACGGUGGCUUCGACUUCUACGAUGAUGAUCAUCCUGAUUACGCCGGUAGCGCUUCAUCUAUGUCAAAUCAGCUCUUACCUGUCUCUUGGUCGUCACCACCACUAUCAGCGUCCACUUCGUCUCUUCCCGCCUACAUUGAACAUCCUGUCUCUAAGUUUGAUACUCUUGCUGGGGUCGCCAUCAGAUACGGUGUCGAGGUGGCUGAUCUCAAAAGGUUGAACGGCUUAGUUACGGAUAUUCAAAUGUUUGCUCUCAAGUCACUCCACGUUCCCCUACCUGGAAGACACCCUCCCUCUACUUGUUUGUCAACUGGUUCCAAUGACAUUGGAGAGAGCAGUUCUGAGCGGACCCCACCUCACCAUGCAAGCAAUCUUUUGGAUUCUUUCCAGUCACCUUGGCUGAAGUCGUCUCAGCAGAAGGUUUCCCCUGCUAUGAGCUCAUUGCAGGGUUACUAUGGGCUUGAAUCUAAGGGAGGUUCUCAUUGCCUGGAAGAUGGACUGUUUAUCAGGAUGACCCCGACUGUGAACCCGCCUUUGGGCCGGCAUAGGAAAUCCAAAAGCCUAGUCAUUGAUUUUCUUGAUGAGAAGGGUGACGUGGCAGAUUACAUGCCCAGUGCAGAGGAGUCGUCUGAUAGAUGGAUCGAGAAACUAGUUAGGAGGCGUCAGAAGUCGGAGUCUAAUUUUGCGAAAAAAUCCCCAGAGAUGGUGCUGAAGGAGGAUGCUAGUGGUGGAAGUGGGGGAUUUUCUGCGACAGCAGGAAAAGGUUUAGCCUUAAGAUCCAAAGGAACCAGCAGAACAUUAUUGAGCGAUGCGGAUAUGAAUCCAGCAGGUUUAGGGGAUCUAAUCGGGGCCGAUAGCAGCCUGUCCAGUGUGAGAAAGUCAUCGAGCACUUCCAAUCUGCAGGAUCAGGAAACCAGUAGCUUGUCAUCUAUAUGGCCGACUCCCAGGUGGAGCAUGAAACCUGACUUGCAGUCACUUUCAACUGCAGCCAUAACUAGACCCAUCUUUGAUGGCUUGCCCAAACCUUUAACUACCCGGAGGAACAAGGCUGCACUUGAUUGACCCAAACCCAUCCCUCAAUCGUCUGCACCGCUUUCUUGUUCAUCUCUUGGGUCUUUCUUUUUUUCUUUUUUCUUUUAAUCCAUCACUUUUUUAACUUGUAUGAUUUUUCCCACGGCAGGGCAGCCUUUCGUGAAUUUAAAUUGGUAAGUAGAUAUAUAUGAUGAUAGCGAGAGCAGAAGGAUGAAAGCCGAGUGGUUAGUUCAGACACCCAGGUAAUAAUCCUAGGUGGGAGAGUAGCUAUGUAUUUGUAUUUAUAAUUUUGUAUUGGAUGUAGUCUUACUGUUUCGAUCAUUGUACUUUCGAUAAAAUGAACCAAAAGCGGAAUUUCUGAUAUUGAAGAGCGGCAAUCAAUAA
Punica granatum (pomegranate) is the source of this 1974-nucleotide messenger RNA. NCBI's taxonomy places the organism in Eukaryota, Viridiplantae, Streptophyta, Magnoliopsida, Myrtales, Lythraceae. The record is from RefSeq and is a predicted model, not a curated record.